AACCCUAAAUUUUCUAACCCUCAUUCUAUCAUUCAUGAUAAAAUCACAGUACCAUUCAUGUCUCCUGUUCUAAGCGAAAUCCUCCGAUCAGGGUUUAUGAUAAAUUCCUCCCUCCGUCGUCGAACCCAUCUCGUUCAAUCUUUCUCAGUCGUCUUCCUUUACUGGUUCUACGUUUUCUCAUGAACAUUCUCUUUAAAUCUUUAACUAACAAUAUCAUUACAUAACACUAUCUAUUAUAUUUCUUAAUCUAAUUUCGUUUUAAUGGCAUCUGGGAACUCGUCUGGAUCUUUUCCAAAUCCUAUAACGGAGGAGAAAAAGAGGAAAAGAAUGCAAUCGAAUCGUGAAUCGGCUAGACGAUCAAGAAUGAGGAAACAAAAACAUUUGGAUGAAAUGAUGAUGAAAGUUAAUCAGAUGAGAAGAGAUAAUAAUCAGAUCUUGAAUCGGAUCAGUUUCAUGACUCAACAUUUUCUUAGAGUGGAAUCGGAUAAUUCGAUUCUUCGAGCUCAGAUAUCUGAGUUGACUCAUCAGCUUAACUCGUUGAACAGUAUUAUCGGAGCUGCUGCCGGAGUUGUUGUCGGAGAUAAUGGAUUUUUGAAUGUGGAUUCAUGGAGUAAUAUGGGUAUGAUGUGUUUUAAUCAGCCUAUUAUGGCGUCUCCCGAUCUAUUUUAUUGAUGUUUCCGAAAUUUAGCACGAACUCAUAAUCAUAACUUCGUGUUUAAAUAUUUAAAUGGGAAUUAUUAGUUAAUUGAUAUAUUUGGUAUAACACUAAUGAGAGGUUGUGAUUUGUUAGUGUGGGACAUGAUUUCUUUUGUGUGUGAUUGAACAAUGUAAAAUUGGAUACCUUAUUGGUAUGAUUGUUAAUGCAUGCUUGUUUUUGUC
Molecule: messenger RNA, 879 nt
Organism: Impatiens glandulifera
Lineage: Eukaryota; Viridiplantae; Streptophyta; Magnoliopsida; Ericales; Balsaminaceae
Product: bZIP transcription factor 44-like
Exons: 1
Coding region: 262-672 (136 amino acids)
Biological process (GO): positive regulation of DNA-templated transcription
Cellular component (GO): nucleus
Molecular function (GO): transcription cis-regulatory region binding; DNA-binding transcription factor activity
Source: RefSeq, a predicted model, not a curated record